AUGUGGUCCUCCAACACUAAUGCACCUUGCAUGGAUCAAAAAAAGUGCACAAAGCAUUUUCCUAAAAGAUUUAUUGACGAAACAAAGGUUGAUGAGGAAGGAUAUCCAGUUUAUAGAAGAAGAGAUAACGGAAUCUCGGUUGAGAAAAACGGAGUGCAUCUUGAUAAUAGGUUUGUUGUUCCUUAUAAUCCACAACUGCUUCGUAAGUAUCGUGCCCAUAUAAACGUUGAAUGGUGCAAUCAAUCCAGAUCGAUAAAGUAUUUGUUCAAGUACAUAAAUAAGGGUUACGAUAGAGUGACGGCUGCUGCUUAUCAAAACAGAAAUAGCAGCGAUGAUCCACAAAAGAUUGAUGAGAUUAAAAUGUAUUACGACUGCCGUUACAUAUCUGCUUGUGAGGCAGUGUGGAGGAUAUAUGGAUUUCCUAUUCACCAUCGAACCCCUGCUGUUGAGAGAUUGAGUUUCCAUCUACCUGGGGAGCAAAUGGUUGUCUACACUGACCAAUGGACGUGGAAGAUGUACUUGAUAGACCUAAUGUUAAUAAGACAAAGUUUUUAUCGUGGAUGGAAUGCAACCAAAAGUUCUGGUGAGAAAUACUAUCUAAGAACGCUCCUUAAUUUUGUCAAAGGUCCGACGUGCUACGAGGAUAUAAGAACUGUUGCUGGUUCAGUGUAUCCAACCUUCAAAGAAGCUUGCUAUGCAAGGGGGCUGCUUGAUGACGACAAGGAAUACAUAGACGCCAUAACAGAGGCAAGCUUUAGAGAAACGGGGCAUUAUCUAAGGAAUCUGUUUUGCAUGUUACUUAUGUCUGAUUUAACUCUAACUGAUGAACAAAUUCAAGCGUUUGCACUGGCAGAUAUUGAAGCUAAACUUCAAAGUAAUGGUAGUAGUCUUCGAAAAUUCAGUGAGAUGCCAUUUCCAGAUGAAUUAGUCGUGUUUGAAGGUCAAAUAAGCUAA
Molecule: messenger RNA, 954 nt
Organism: Beta vulgaris subsp. vulgaris (sugar beet)
Lineage: Eukaryota; Viridiplantae; Streptophyta; Magnoliopsida; Caryophyllales; Amaranthaceae
Exons: 3
Coding region: 1-954 (317 amino acids)
Source: RefSeq, a predicted model, not a curated record